Molecule: messenger RNA, 273 nt
Organism: Giardia duodenalis
Lineage: Eukaryota; Fornicata; Diplomonadida; Hexamitidae
Exons: 1
Coding region: 1-273 (90 amino acids)
Source: RefSeq, a predicted model, not a curated record
AUGCAAAACGGCAUAGAUCUGCUCACCUCUGUCCUCGUACUGGAGUACUGGUUGGGGCCAGGUAGGUACAAUGCUAAGCAGCGCAUACAGGAAGCCGAGAGCAAGGUGUUUGAAAUGCUCGAUGCGGGGCUUAGGGUGCACGGAUCCACAGGGCAGCAAUCUAUAGCCCCGGACGCAUUUCUCAAGACACUCUUCCUGGACAUGGGCGUGCCCCCAACACUAGCUUCACAGGCCUUGGAUCAUAUAGCUUCAGUGGCUGGCUCCAGAAAGUAG